Lotus japonicus is the source of this 1495-nucleotide messenger RNA. Its product is annotated as NAC domain-containing protein 73-like. Bases 296 to 1153 code for a protein of 285 amino acids. Gene Ontology annotation, molecular function: transcription cis-regulatory region binding; DNA-binding transcription factor activity. Gene Ontology annotation, biological process: regulation of DNA-templated transcription. The transcript has 3 exons. The record is from RefSeq and is a predicted model, not a curated record. NCBI's taxonomy places the organism in Eukaryota, Viridiplantae, Streptophyta, Magnoliopsida, Fabales, Fabaceae. Gene Ontology annotation, cellular component: nucleus.
UCUCCCCUUUCUCGUUUAAGAGCACAUACAAGGUUGCAAUUACUCAUGCAAAAUAAAGCUGAGGGAAUUUAAUUCCUUCCCACCCCUCAACAAAAACUGGCAUGAGGGGAACAACCUUUAGAAGAGACAAGUUUUGCUUUAAAUUCAUCUCUUAAGUACUCAACCUAUCUCUCAGAGUCCCUAGGUAGAUCUUGUUUAGUUCCUGUUCCAUUUUUCCAUAGCAGCAUAAAAGGAGAAGAAAGAAGAUAUCAAGAAAUGGAAUGAAGGAGAAUUGAAAGAGGAUAACAAUAAGGAAAUGACAGCUGAGUGCAGUUACCCUGAAGACAAUGAUAGCAUCAUUGUGGAGAGGCGCAAAGAUAGCUUAAUCAGAACUUGUCCUACAUGUGGGCACCAUGUCAAGUACCAAGAUCAGGGUGGUGGAAUUCAUGACUUACCUGGACUGCCUGCUGGAGUGAAGUUUGAUCCAACUGAUCAGGAGAUUCUUGAACAUUUGGAAGCGAAGGUUCGCUCUGAUAUUCACAUGCUUCACCCUUUAAUUGAUGAGUUCAUUCCUACUCUUGAAGGAGAGAAUGGAAUCUGUUGUACCCAUCCAGAGAAGUUGCCAGGAGUUGGCAAAGAUGGCCAGAUUCGCCAUUUCUUUCACCGGCCAUCGAAAGCCUACACAACAGGAACAAGGAAAAGGAGAAAGGUGCACACAGAUUCCGAUGGGAGCGAGACCCGGUGGCAUAAGACAGGGAAGACUAGGCCAGUCUAUAUCAGUGGCAAGCUGAAAGGUUACAAGAAAAUUCUGGUGCUUUACACUAACUACAGAAAGCAGAGAAAGCCUGAGAAAACAAACUGGGUCAUGCACCAGUACCACCUUGGCAACAAUGAAGAAGAGAAGGAAGGGGAGUUGGUGGUCUCCAAAGUAUUCUACCAAACACAGCCUAGACAAUGUGGUGGUUCUGGUUCACUUAUAAAAGACUCAUUUCCUGCAAAAGUACUAAAUGGUCACGAUCAGGUAGCUAAUCAUAAUCAUAAUAACAGUGGCUAUGUUGAGUACUACAGUAAUGCUUCUUCUUUCAUAUCCUUUGAUCAAGGGGAACAGCAACAUAGGUCUAACAAUGCUCAAGUAAUUUCGCAUUUUGAUGGUGCUCCUUUCAUUAAUCCUUGAAAGAAGUGGUGGAUGGAGGUUACAAAAUUACAAUUGUACUCUGCAAUGGAAAAAAUAAAUUAAUAACAGACAGUAGUUAAGGAGGGGAAAAGGCUGCAAAGAAUAAGGAGAAAUUGCUUCAUCUAAACAUUAUACAUACAAAGCAAAGAAAAAGAAGAUUUGGUGGCUGUAACUUUUUUCUCUGUUUCUUUUUGUUUUAAAAUUUUGUAGCUGUUAUCAUGCUUUGUACAAUGACACCAAACAUACAUACAUGUCAAAGGCUUCAUGUCCCUACUCAGGUGAAUACUAACCAUGAAUCUGUACAAACAUGACUUUUACCUUAAGCAGAUUAUGUCUGUUUUA